AUGGAUAUUAAUUGCGGAAAUCACGAGGCGCGUAGACAACCUUCUUUCGCUGGUGCUUUCGGUUCCGCGAUGCCCCCGGGUCAAGGACAGGGCGUAGGACAUUUACAUUUGCCGAAACUUGCAAAUUUUUUCCGCGAAGAUCCUGAAUUAUGGUUUGCCCAAGCCGAAUUUAGUUUUAAAAAUUCACGUAUUUACAAUGAGCGAGCUAGAGCUAGCGCAGUUGUGUCGUCUUUGGAUUGCGAAGUUUUGCAGAUUAUCGGUGAUUUGAUAACUUCCGUUGAUUUAAUACCUAACCUUUAUACACGUAUUAGAGAGAUAAUUAUCGAGAAUUUUGCGAGUUCACUGGAGAGCGAGUUGCGUAGAGUUUUGCAGGGCGAAUCUUUGAAUGACGGAAAACCAUCUGCCUUUUUGAACAAAAUGCGACACCUUAGUCGAGGUCGGUGUAGCGACGAGGUUUUGAAAUCGAUAUUUUUGGAAAAUCUUCCACCGGGCUGUCGUUCAAUUCUGGCCGUGUCUGAUACUGCAGAUCUCACACGUUUAGCUACCAUCGCUGAUAGAAUUGUUGAAAAUAGUACCGUUUUAAAUCAAUCAGUCGCGUCAGUCUCUGAAAAUAAUUCAAACCAGCUUUCAUCGGAUAUUUUGGAUAAAAUGACUUCCCUUGUUUCGCGUUUGGAUGCUUUAUCUUUAGGAAAUCAAAAUGGAUGA
Messenger RNA from Leptopilina heterotoma, 705 nucleotides. RefSeq lists its product as uncharacterized. Bases 1 to 705 code for a protein of 234 amino acids. NCBI's taxonomy places the organism in Eukaryota, Metazoa, Arthropoda, Insecta, Hymenoptera, Figitidae. The record is from RefSeq and is a predicted model, not a curated record. The transcript has a single exon.